AUGGACAACCUCCGCGACACAAUCUCGAACGUCUCCCUGUACGACGUCAAAGCGUACGUACGCAAGGCGCAGAACGCCGUGCUUAAUUUCAGUGACACUGAGGCGAAGGUGCGGGAGGCCACCAACAACGAGCCAUGGGGGGCCUCGACGUCGUUGAUGCAGGAAAUUGCUGAUGCGACCAACAGUUACCAGCAAUUCCACGAGAUCAUGCCGUUCAUCUACCGAAGGUUCACGGAAAAGAGUGCAGCCGAGUGGCGUCAAAUUUACAAGGCUCUGCAGCUGCUAGAAUACCUCGUCAAGAACGGCUCCGAGCGGGUGGUGGACUACGCCCGGUCGCACACUGCAGUUAUUGACAUGCUUGGCCAUUUCCACUACGUCGACAAGACGGGCCGCGACCAGGGUGUGAAUAUUCGGAACCGAAGCCAGGAGCUUCUGGCACUUCUUUCCGAUGUGGAGAAAAUCCGGGCCGAGCGUAAACAAGCCCGCAUUUUGAACAAUAAAACCGGGGUUACCAGCACCGGCUCCAGUGGGCCCAACCGGGGUGGUUUUGGCGGCACUGGCAAAAAGUACGGCGGGUUCGGCUCUUCGUCGAUCCAAUUCGGCGGCGGCGGAUACUCGCAGCAGGUGUACGGCGACGGCGGCGGCUUCAACGGGUCGAACUACGAUCCUGACGACCACCACGCUGGUUCGCAGGACGACGGGUUCGAGGAGUACGAUGCAGGUUUGCCCAGUGCGGGAAACUCGAAUGCACAAGCGCAAACAACUGCAUCUGCUGGUCAGGACAUGAUAGACUUUGGGAAGCCGCAGAUCCCGUCCAAACAGGCUGACGACGCCGACGACGACGACUUUGCCGACUUCCAAAGCGCGCCCAGCACGUCUGUCCCUACUCCUGCUUCCUCAAACAACAUUCUAGACCUAUUUUCCGUCGCUCCCCCGGCCUCAACGCCCGCUACAGCGGCACCUUCUCAACCGUUCGUGGCUCCUGUCCGUAACCAGCCCAUGGGCGGCGCCCAGCCUCCGCCUAAAAAGGACGACGUUUUUGGCAGCCUCUGGUCAACGUCCAAGUCCACCACGUCGUCGAGCGCCAAGAACCCGCUGGCCGCCAAGGCGCCCACCCCCACUACGGCUACGACCACGACGACCACGACUCCGGCCGUAUCGAGUGGUGACGAUCUUCUCACGUUUUAA
Wickerhamiella sorbophila is the source of this 1188-nucleotide messenger RNA. RefSeq lists its product as hypothetical. Gene Ontology annotation, molecular function: clathrin binding; phospholipid binding. The coding region runs from base 1 to 1188 and encodes 395 amino acids. Gene Ontology annotation, biological process: Golgi to endosome transport; endocytosis. Lineage: Eukaryota; Fungi; Ascomycota; Dipodascomycetes; Dipodascales; Trichomonascaceae. The record is from RefSeq and is a predicted model, not a curated record. Gene Ontology annotation, cellular component: endosome; clathrin vesicle coat; plasma membrane. The transcript has a single exon.